AUGGCGGCGCAAGCGGCGUUAAUCGCCGACACAAUCACGGGCAUGAAAAGAGCCUUGCGCAGAGAACGAGAGGACAACGGCCCAGACGAACCGAUCAUGGCGCCGACAAACCGCGGUAACAAAAUGCAUGCCAAUGCCAAGUUCGUGAGUGAGGGUGCUUUGGGAUAUAUCAAUGGCGAAAAUUUCUAUAAACAGAAAGUUGAACAUGCUGGGUACACGCGGCAUAUCUUGCAGGCGAAUCCUCCUCGCUAUGAUUCUGAGGGUGACGAGCUUGAUGAGGAGGAUGAAGAUUCCGAGGCUGAUGCUGCGGCUGCGGAAGAGAACCCGUUUUCGGGGAUUGCGCUUGAGACGCUAUUGUGUCCCCUGAAACAUCCCUCCGAACUUCCUACGCACCCGUCUAUGUCGCAACCGUACACUUCACAAGCACUGGAGCAGAUGACUCAAGCGGUUGAUUUCAAGCUUCGUCAGGAACGGGCUUUGCUUUGGCGGGCGAGGAAUCUGCACAGGAAUUUCCUUGGGGAUGGUGGGUGGAUGCCGUGCAAUGUGAUGGAAGGGCCUGAUGAUCGCUGGAUCUUUGAGCCUAGGAUCAUUAGCAAUGAUCCGAGCGUCUCGACUGGUCACGGUCAACAGGGCCUCAGUGGACCAAGUACCCCCUCCGCUACUGAGACCGGUGCCCCGCAUGGCAUAUUGCCAGAAGAGUCUUCAGUUACAACGACCCAGGGCGAAGCACAACCGCUUCAGUCAACGAAUGACGUGGAAAUGGCUGAGAUGCCAGAUGCAGAAGCUACUAAACCCGACCCGCAGUUGAAGUCAGAAGAGACCGAUGCCACAGUCAAAGAUUUGCCACCCCACAACGAUCCACAAGAGAACGACCAAGCCAAGGCUGAUAAUGAAAAACACGACAUGGACACUUCUAAAGACGGCGAGCCCGAAAUUGAUGGAGAAGACCAAGAAAUGCAUGACGAUUCAUCCCCGGAGCCGCUCCGGCGAAUGACAACACGCGCCCAGGCGAACGCUGGACCCGAUGGGUCCCCCGUUUCCCUCCGCAGAUACGACAUCAACCCUGCCCACCCCACAUCCUCUCUUCUUGAUUCCGGACAACCGGAAGAGACGCGCCGAUUGCUUUGGUCAUACAUUCAGAAACAAGAAGAGACGGUGCGCGGGUUUGAGCACAUGCUUGAUUCGCUCAUCAAAGCCGCCCAGAUGAAAUCCGAUGUGCUGGAGUGGUGCAAAUCCGAAGGCCAUGUUGGUGAGAUGAGUGAUGGCGAGGAUUGGUACGAUCGGGAGAAGUGGGGUCUUGCCGAAGAGGAAGAUCUGAAGAAGGGAACUGACGAGGAUGAAGUCGAAACUGUCGAUGAGAGUCGGACUCAGGCCAAGAGGGGGAGAGGCAGACGGCAAUAA
Penicillium brevicompactum is the source of this 1401-nucleotide messenger RNA. Its product is annotated as RXT2 domain-containing protein. The transcript has 5 exons. The coding region runs from base 1 to 1401 and encodes 466 amino acids. The record is from RefSeq and is a predicted model, not a curated record. Gene Ontology annotation, cellular component: cytosol; Rpd3L complex. Gene Ontology annotation, biological process: negative regulation of silent mating-type cassette heterochromatin formation; negative regulation of rDNA heterochromatin formation. Lineage: Eukaryota; Fungi; Ascomycota; Eurotiomycetes; Eurotiales; Aspergillaceae.